Molecule: messenger RNA, 2073 nt
Organism: Platichthys flesus (European flounder)
Lineage: Eukaryota; Metazoa; Chordata; Actinopteri; Pleuronectiformes; Pleuronectidae
Gene: sgf29
Product: SAGA complex associated factor 29
Exons: 11
Coding region: 270-1142 (290 amino acids)
Cellular component (GO): SAGA complex
Source: RefSeq, a predicted model, not a curated record
AACACACAGACAUGUCUACACUGCUGCACGAGGCCCUGUGCAACAAGUACACACACACUUGACUUUAACAACUCACUAUACUGCAGAAAACAUCCAACUAAAGAUAAGCAGCCGCAGUUCCACUCUCCUCCAGCUGGGGGCGGUGUAGAACUCGGAGCUGCUUCACGGACCAGCGCUAACACGAAGAAGAAGAAGAAGGAGCUAACCCGUGCAGCUAACAGUUCGUCAGUAAACAAACAGAAAGAUUCACAAAUCUCGGAGGCUUGGACAUGUCAGCUGAUACCAAGAUUGCCGAGCUGCUGACGGAGCUCCAUCAGCUCAUCAAACAGACGCAGGAGGAAAGAUCCCGGAGUGAACACAAUCUACUGAAUAUUCAAAAGACGCAUGAGAGGAUGCAGACUGAAAACAAAACUUCUCCGUACUACAGGACCAAGCUGAGGGGCCUGUACACCACAGCCAAAGCAGACGCCGAGGCCGAGUGCAGCAUCCUGCGUCACGCUCUUGAUAAAAUCGCAGAAAUCAAGUCGUUGCUGGAGGAGAGGAGGAUAGCUGCUAAGAUGGCCGGCGUCUACAGUGACAGCGACCCCCCCAGGAAGACGAUGAGGCGCGGCGUCCUGAUGACGCUCCUCCAGCAGUCGGCCAUGACGCUCCCUCUGUGGAUCGGAAAGCCUGGAGAGAGCCCCCCCCCUCUGUGCGGGGCGACGCCUGCCAGCAGCGACUACGUGGCCAAACAGGGCGACAAAGUGGCAGCGAGGGUGAAAGCCGUGGACGGAGAUGAGCAGUGGAUCCUGGCUGAGGUGGUCAGCUACAACCACUCCACCAACAAAUACGAAGUUGACGACAUUGAUGAAGAAGGAAAAGAGAGACACACUCUGAGCAGACGGAGGAUCAUCCCUCUGCCUCAGUGGAAGGCAAACCCAGAAACAGACCCUGAGGCCCUGUUCAGCAAAGACCAGCUGGUGUUGGCCCUCUACCCCCAGACCACCUGCUUCUACCGGGCCCUCAUCCACACCCCCCCACACAGGCCUCAGGACGACUACUCUGUGCUAUUCGAGGACACGUCGUACGCUGACGGCUACUCCCCUCCUCUGAACGUGGCUCAACGAUACGUGGUCGCCUGCAAAGAGAACAAGAAGAAGUGAAGAGCUGAAGCAUGAACGCACCGACGAAGCCUGUGGAUUGUUUAGUUUGAAACUUUUUCAGUUUUUUUAAGAGAUGACGUUCAGAAACAGGUUCUGGAUGAUUAGUCAAGAAUCAAAUAAAAAGGUUUGAAGCUGAAGUGGGAGACGUUCAUUAGUCGAGUGAAAACAUCCCAGAAGAGACAUUUUAAAAUGAGGCUGGAGCUGUUUUCAGACUCCAGGUCAGAUCCACAGUUUGUGUUUCACAGCUGAACAACACAGCAGCAGGUUUUCUGCACAGACUCGCUCAGCAUCAGAUCCUCCCAUGGUUCAGGUGAGAGGUGGAGCAGCCGGGGGGGGGGGGGGGGGGGGCAGCCGACACACACAGGAAGUGACCUGUUACCUCAGCUGCAGAGGUCACGUGAUCAUGUUUAUAUCACCUGACACGUCGUCAGCUCUGAUCACCACAAACUCUCUUCACAGCUUCAUCUGUCUUCAUCGUGUGAGUCAGCUCUUCUUCACCAGAGACAUUUGUUUUAGUUUCUUCAUGUUUGUGUCCCGUGUUAGAAGCCCCCCCCACUCACCCAGUGAAUCAGUGGAGGAUCCUCUGCUGUGUUCACACAUCGGCUUCUCCUGGAUUCUUAUGGACCUUAUAGAGGAGGUCAGGCAGAGAAGUCUGCAGAGCCUCUCACUCGGACGUUUGUGUUCACACACAAUGCUCUGCAGAAAAUACAGAGCAACUGUCUGAGAGCAGCUUAUUAAACCCCAGACUCACAGAAGAACAGAAAUGAACCGUGGGGACCUGAACGCCUCCUCAGCUGUGAUGAAGUAAAACAGAUUCCAAUGAAUUCUGGACUUUGGAGGAAUAAAAAAAUGUAUCAUUGUAAAACAUUGUUUUCUUAUGGCCAUGAUGUUUAUAAAAUCUUUUUGUGUAUGAUAAAGAUGAGAAUGUUCA